AUGGUUGCAGCGAAAGAUAUAGUAAUUUUCAUGAAGGGAGUGCCUACGGCGCCUCAGUGUGGUUUCAGUAAUGCUGUCGUACAGAUUUUAAAGAUGCACGGAGUUGAGGAUUACAAUGCGCAUAAUGUUCUGGAAGAAAAUGAAAUCAGAGAAGGUGUGAAAUCUUUUUCAAACUGGCCAACCAUCCCACAAGUCUACUUUAAAGGAGAGUUUAUUGGAGGAUGUGACGUUCUUCUUCAGAUGCAUCAAUCGGGCGAUAUUGUGGAGGAACUUCAAAAACUGGGCAUCAAAUCUAAACUUUUAACGCAAGCAGAAAAUGAAGCGAAGAAAGACUGA
This is a messenger RNA of Symsagittifera roscoffensis, 336 nucleotides long. RefSeq names its product glutaredoxin-related protein 5, mitochondrial-like. Bases 1 to 336 code for a protein of 111 amino acids. The transcript is spliced from 2 exons. NCBI's taxonomy places the organism in Eukaryota, Metazoa, Xenacoelomorpha, Acoela, Convolutidae. Gene Ontology annotation, molecular function: disulfide oxidoreductase activity. Gene Ontology annotation, cellular component: mitochondrial matrix. The record is from RefSeq and is a predicted model, not a curated record.